GUAAUUGAAACCAACCCUAAGCUCUUUUUAUCUCCGCUCUAAAGGUAGCCCCGAUUAUUGCUAACUUAAGCAUCGGAGUGUCUACCCCGAGUUCCACCUCGGGGCUUUGCAGGUCUUCCCGGAGUGCAAGCGUUGAUUGAAGAAGGACUUCUGGUUUGGUGCAAUUACAUUGGCGCCAUCUGUGGGAAUCGAACUGAAAGCUUGUUAGUUGCUUUUUCAUCAUGGUUCACACUCGGUCAGUCCGGGCUGGAAAUUCAUCUCUGCCUCAUGGGCAAGGUCAACCCCCCAACAACUUUCCACCUCUGAUCCCACCUCAACUUACACCUCAGCUCCUACCUUAGGUCCCCACUAUGUUCCCUCCCGUUGAUCAUGCAGAAGGAGGAGAUGAAAACCAACCUCAUGCCUCAGCUCACAACUCAACUUCCACUGCCAACCAAGACAUAGUGACAACUCAGCUUGCUGCCAUGCAACAACAGUUUGGUGUUUUUCAAUUGGUACUGGCGCAGCUUUUAGCCAAAAACAAUCCUGGUGACCCCCUCAUUAAUUUACUGAACCAUACUCAACAACCCCCAGCUCCACAACAGAAUCCUCAACUAGUUCAGCAUGCUCCCGCUAUUAGUGAAUCUCAGGAUCAAUCCCACAUCGCACCCGCUCAACAACCCAUCCCUGAUGAUAUUACUCGCCGCCUCGAUAGCUUGGAAAAGCUAGUAGCUGAACACCGAGGUGCUCCACCCUCACACCAUGCUGCUGAUUCUAUACCUCACCCUCUGAAUACCAACAUUACACUGGAACCCUAUCUUGCUGGCUUCAAAAUACCACAACUGGAGACUUAUGACGGGACGAAGGAUCCCGAUGAUCAUUUGCAUGCUUUCUACUCUUGCAUGCAAGCUCAGAACGCCUCUGACGCGUUGAUGUGCAAGAUCUUCCCCUCUACUCUCCGAGGUAAUGCCCGAACUUGGUAUUACAAUUUACUUCCGAGGUCAAUUAGCUCUUAUAUAGAAAUGGCAUCUGCCUUUGCCACUAAGUUUUCCAGUAGAAGGUUGAUAAGGAAAACUACUUUUGAACUGAUGCGAGUUAAACAGAGGGAUGGAGAAUCUCUGAAGAACUAUAUGAGCAGAUUCAAUGAUGCAGUAUUGGAGGUUAGUUCCUUUGAUCAAGCCGUGGGAAUUGCAGCUGUGAUCUCCGGUCUUAAGCAUGACAGGUUCAGAGACAGUUUGAGUAAACAUGCUGCCACCACCUUUAGUGAGGAAAAGGAUGAGGAUGGCGCAGAACUGAGGUCCGAUGUUGACCUCCCCAACAAGAGUCGGAAGGCCGAACUCAACACCCUCGCAACAAUCUGCAGGCCGCAACCUCAAGGAGUCCGCAAUCCCCCAAAUAGACAGGGUGUGGGAUAUCAGCAAAACCCACCUCCGCUCCCACCACCAGCUAGAAUUAUACAUAUGAUCACGGGAGGUCUGGAAGCAGGUGGACUGAGCUCUAAACAGCGAAAGCUGUAUGUUAGAGAGGUUAAACAUCAGAACCGAGCUCAGAAGCGGAAGAUUGACGAUGCUAAGUGGAAAACUCAACCCAUUACUUUCACAUCUGCUGAUCUUGAUACAGUUGUUACACCCCACAAUGAUCCCUUGGUCACUUCUGUCAUAAUUAACAACUGUGAAGUACAGCGUGUCCUUGUUGAUACCGGAAGUGCACCAGAUAUCAUGUACUUCCAUUGUUUCGAGAGUCUUGGGCUGGAUCCAGCGUUGUUGCAGAAAUAUGAUGGUCCUAUUUAUGGCUUCAACAACCAACCUGUUCCGGUGGAAGGAGUUCUUACCCUCCAUGUGGCUUUUAGGAGUGGCCGGACCUAUGUAACCCCUUCAGUCCAGUUCCUCGUAGUCAAAAUGGCGUCCUCUUUCAACAUUGUUAUUGGCCGACCCACACUGACUGAAAUCCGAGUUGUGGUUUCCCAGUCUCACCUCUGUAUGAAGUUCCCAACCCCUAUGGGAAUAGCAACACUGCGAGGAAACCAGGAGGUGGCCAGACAUUGUUAUAUCACCUCGGUAACACAACCUACGAAGGGCAAAGAUCAGACACCCGAGGCCAUUUCCCAGCAAAUUCCUAAUACUCAGCAAGUUAUGGGUGUAGAGAUUGUAGAUAAUCGACCAGAAGAUGAAACCAGGGCUGCUCCGGUCGAAGAUGUUGAAGAAGUGCUCAUUGUUGACAGAGAUCCGAGCCGAAAGACGCAGAUCGGAACUAGAUUGAACCCGGAGGAGAGAGCAGAGCUAAUAGCUUUUCUCCGAGCUAACAAUGAUGUAUUUGCAUGGACUUCGGCAGAUAUGCCAGAAAUUCCAAAAUCAGUGUCUCAACAUAAGCUCAACACCAAUCCAUUGAAGAAACCAGUAGCCCAGAAGCGGCGUCUCUUCGGGGGGGAGAGGCUUCAGGCUAUUAAAGAAGAGGUAGAGAAACUUCUACAAGCUGGUUUCGUCAGGAAAGUUGAUUACUGCGAAUGGGUGGCUAACCCAGUCUUGGUGAAGAAGGCAAACGGUAAAUGGCAAAUGUGUAUUGAUUAUACAAAUCGUAACCUAGUUGAUUACUGCCCGAAUCAGAUUGUGGCCGAUAAUGGAACUCAAUUCAAUUGCUCUUCAUUCCGAGAUUUCUGUUCCAGUUAUGGGAUCAAGUUACAGUUCACCUCCGUUUACCAUCCGGAGUCCAAUGGCAUGGUUGAAUCUGUUAACAAAUGCAUUUUAGAAGUCAAAGAAGAAGCUCGGCUUCGAACUCUUGUAUACAAGCAGAAACUAGCCAGCUUCUACAAUAAAUGGGUCCGCCCUCGAACAUUCAAAGUAGGAGACCUUGUUCUUAGAAAAGCUGGCCUAACGGGGUUUGAAACUCGUUUUGGCAAACUUGCCCCAAAUUGGGAAGGCCCUUAUGCCGUGGCCGAUGUGCCACAUCCUGGCGCCUAUGUCCUCCAAGACGCUGAGGUAAAGAGAGUUCCUAGAGUCUGGAAUGUCAAUAACUUGAAGAAAUUUUACCCCUAAUAAAAUUCUUUCAAGAGAUCUAUGUCUUGCUGUUCUUUACGCUUCUCACUUCGUGUUUGUUGAGAUUCAUUUUACCUCUUAUUCUAUGUAUCUGAGGUCAAUCAGUUCAUUCAUUCCUUGAACCUCACUUCUGUUAAUAAAUGUCACUUCACAUU
Rubroshorea leprosula is the source of this 3166-nucleotide messenger RNA. The record is from the annotation of a GenBank genome assembly. Lineage: Eukaryota; Viridiplantae; Streptophyta; Magnoliopsida; Malvales; Dipterocarpaceae.